UAACUUGCUAACAUGCUGCCACUCUGAAACGUUGCAGUCUCUGUUUAUAUGUCGGACUAGUCCAAUGUUUUUCUUUGCUUUUUAAGACUGUGGCUGACAUCCAGACUAGUGUUGCGCUAAUUCAAGGAUGUGUUGAAAUCUGCUUCUGCUAAGUUGAGAGCUUGGAUUCCGGACAACUGUUGCACUUGAACAAUAGGGUACACAACCUAUGGUGUGCUGCCUCUCUGAAACAUCUUCCUUGGCCUAUCUAUCUUGCAGGGAAAGAUGCAAAGAACAAUAUAUGUGUUAAAAAAUAUAUUACAUGUUGGCACAAUGUAUAAUCAUCGUAUGUGGUGUGUCAGCCUAGAACCAGAUGCAAAGAGCACAAAGUCUUGAAGUGAUGGGCUUGCUUACCUAGUUCAUUGCCAAAAGCAAUGGAACACAAUGAUUCACUUAUAGCUAUAAACGCCCUUCAGGUCAGUUCGCAUGUUGUCUCAGUUUCACACAGUCCACUUGUGUCUGGCACAUUUCCCUUUCAGUCUUGUCAGAUUAUAACUCCUUGCUUCCCACCUGAUGACCUACUGCUUUGCCGUUUCUGUCUGUGUUUUGACCAGCAGGCUUUGAGCUCUCACCUGCCACCUGACCUCUUACUGUCGUUCACCUUCUGCGUCAGUGUGUUUGUGGACCUGGCUGAGUGUCCUGCUGUUCCAUUCAUGAGUACCAACUCGGCAGAUGCAUCUUGGCACUCUGGCACAUCAAGCAUGAGGACAGUGCCUACUUCAGUUGUACUCAUUGCACAAAUGAAGACAUUAAGGAGCCUUCUGGCUCAGCCAGGCAUCCCAGAAACAGAUGUUAAAGAACUGCACGAUGUCUUUGGGCUCCAUGGGCAAACACAGCACAAGCUGAACUUCCUUCGACAGAAUGUGCCAAAAGACACAAAGCUUGUGAUCAUUGGUCAUUCAAUUGGCUGUUAUAUUGCCCUUGAAAUGAUGAAACAGGCACUGGAACAGGAGGUUCUCCGCUGUGUGAUGCUCUUCCCUACAAUAGAACGUAUGGCUCAGAGCCCUCUUGGCAAGAUUUGUACACCCCUGUUCUGCCAGCUUCGUUAUGUUCUCUACAUGCCUAUAUACCUGGCAACGCUUCUCCCAGACAGAGUCAAACAUUUCCUGGUCCGUUUGUUAAAUCGGCAGAAGAACACUGAGGAAUCUUCAUUAAUUACUACUGUAGGUUUGCUUAAUGUGGGAUGUAUUGCAAAUGCCAUGUAUAUGGCAAGUCAAGAGAUGAGGGAAGUUGUGGAGAGAGACAGCACUACUAUAAGACAGCACUUAAAGAAGCUUACUUUUUACUAUGGAACUGGAGACAUGUGGUGUCCUAUGCAAUACUAUGAAGAGAUGAAGAUGGAGUUUCCAGAUGGAGACAUCCGGCUGUGUGAAAAAGGGAUCUCGCACGCUUUUGUCCUGGAGUCAAGCAAGGAGAUGGCUGUGAUGGUUGCAGACUGGCUACAGGAGGAUCUGGCCAGACUAUAAAUGGUGAUGCAGUGCAUAAUGACUGGGGAAACAAGUGUAACUAUUUUGUGGAAAUGUAUCUCUAAUGGGAAAUAUUUACCCUUAAUUUUGUCUGUAGAUUUCUAUGGGUAUGGCAUGUCUUUGUGGCCCAAAGUGCACUUCUUUUGUCAAGAGUUCUACUGAAUACUUGUGGUGUGGUUGUAAGUGCCUGUACUGAAUUUUUGUCAAACGCGAAAAAGGUAAAGUGUGCCAUCAAGUCGGUUUUGACUCCUGGCACCCACAGAACCCUGUGGUUUUCUUUGAUAGAAUACAGGAGGAGAUUAUCAUUGCCUCCUUCCGCACAGUAUGAGAUGAUGCCUUUCAGCAUCUUCCUAUAUCUUUGCUGCCCGAUAUAGUACCAGUGGGGAUUCGAACCAGCAACCUUCUGCUUGUUAGUCAAGCAUUUUCCCACUGCACCACUUAAGGUGAUGUCAAAUGCAAAACUGGACCAUAAACAGCAGAAGAUACUGACCUAAUUAUGAUAGCUGCUGUAUUCUAAACUAUUGCCCAUUAGUUUAGUACUCUAAAGUAAUCUCUUUCAGUCCUUUGAGGAAAGUGCCAUUUCCCAUCAGUGAAAGGACUGACUGAAAGUGAGUUCACACAUGCAAAUACAAUGGCUUCAGCCUCAAGGGAUGACCUAUUUGAGGCAUCAUGAGGGGAAUAACAAACACUUCUUUGUCGAAAAUCUGCCAGGGAGGUGGUUGGACCCUUAGAUGAUGAGGGUGUGAAAGGGAUUAUUUAGGACAAGGAGAUUACAGAGAAGCUGGAUGAGUUCUGUGCAUUUGUCUUCACAGCGGAGGAUUCUGACUAUAUACCCUCUCCAGAAUUGAGCUUUUCAGGUUUAGCAGCUUAAGAACUGGGCCAAUUUGAGGUGACAAGGGAAGAUGUUCUAAAUCAGGGAUUCUCAACUUUGGGUCCCCAGAUGUUAUUGGACUUCAACUCCCAUAAUCCCCAACCAAAGACCACUGGAGCUGGGGAUUAUGGGAGCUGAAGUCCAAAAACAUCUGGGGACCCAACAUUGAGAACCCCUGUUCUAAAUGGUCUUGAAAAACUAAAAGUUAACAAAUUGCCAGGGCCAGAUGGCAUCCACCCAAGAGUUCUGAAGGAACUCAAAUGGGAAAUUGCAGAUUUCCUAGCAAAAAUAUAUAACAUGUCCCUACAAUCAGACUCUGUACCAGUGGACUGGAAAGUAGACAAUGUGACUCUAGUUUUCAAAAAGGGAUCCAGUGGGGAUCUAGGAAAUUACAAGCGGGUCAGCUUAACUUCGGUGCCGGGCAAAGCAUACUAAAGGACAAAAUUGUUAAACAUAUAGAAGAAAAGGACUUGCAGAAGGAUAACCAGCAUGGCUUCUGCAAGGACAAGUCUUGCCUCACUAACCUUUUGGAGUUCUUUGAGAGUGUCAACAGGCAAGUGGAUAAAGGUGAUCUGGUUGACAUAGUAUACAUGGAUUUCCAAAAAGCUUUUGAUAAAGUUCCCCACCAAAGGCUCUUGAGUAAACUUAGCAGUCAUGGAAUAAGCGGACAGGUUCAUGUGUGGAUUGGUAACUGGUUGAAGGACAGGAAACAGAGAGUAGGAAUAAAUGGACAGUUUUCACAAUGGAGAGAGGUAGGAAGUGGGGUCCCCCAGGGGUCAAUACUGGGACCAGUGCUCCUUAACUUGCUUAUAAACAAUCUAGAAGUUGGGGUGAGCAGUGAAGUGGCCAAAUUUGCAGAUGACACUAAACUGUUUAGGGUAGUAAAAUCCACAACAGAUUAUGAGGAACUCCAAAAAGAUCUCUCCAAACUGGGUGAGUAGGUGACAAAACGGCAAAUGUGGUUCAGUGUAAGCAAGUGUAAAGUGAUGCACAUUGGGGCAAAAACCACCAACUUCACAUAUACACUGAUGGGAUCUGAACUAUUGGUGACUAACCAGGAGAGAGAUCUUGGAGUCGUAGUGGACAGCUAAUUGAAAGUGUCAACUCAGUGUGCGGCAGCUGUGAAAAAGGCUAGUUUUAUAAUGCCGUUAUACAAAUCUAUGGUGCAGCCACAUCUGGAGUACUGCAUACGCUUUGGCCAUCGUAUCUUAAGAAGGAUAUUGUAGAACUGGGAAAAGUGCAGAAGAGGGCAACCAAGAUGAUCCUUCAGUGAGAUGCAGCAAAACACUUCUACUCAAAGUGAAUUAUGUGCUGAAAUGUUUUUCUGAAUGUUGAACAUCGGCACGUAGCAUUAAGCCCUACAAUCCUUUGUUUUUUCCAAUUUUAAAUGUCUAGUCUCAGAGAAUGUCAGAUUAAUUUUUGUAUAACCACUGUAUUUUUCCAAUCUUUUUUUAUAAAAAGAAAAAUCAGCAGAAAAAAACUUCAGUACAUACAGAUUCCAAAGAUUAUUUGAAAGAGUUAAGUGAAUACAAUCUGUAAGUAAAGCAGUUUUAAAAACAACUUGAUACACUCUUUUCCAUAUUUCAUAUAAAAGCAACUUUUUAAAAUAUUCACUUUUCAUGAGACAGGAUAAAGUCUCUCCUCCAGUUCAUUUUCUGUUUUGAAGCUGAAAUGAUAAAAUUCUCUAAUGAUCUCUCUAUUUUCUGAAUACCACUAAGAUCUCAUUCUCACAAAGAGCAGAUGAUGCAGUAAACCUCUUUCUGGCUUGUACCAUAUCAGACUUAAGGUGAGGGCUGAAAUAAUAAUUAAAAAAUAAUUUUGUCUCUUCUGGACAAAAAAAAAAUCCUCCACAUAGAAGACAUAGGCCUUAAAAUAUAUGUACCGAGGUAUGACAAUUUUUUUUACACCAAGUGCCCAAGCUGCUUUCAAUGUGUGAUAAGAAGUGUUCUUUGUAUUUUAAUAUACUACUAUUUGUUUAGUAUUAAUGCUAGUGUACAUCUUACCUGUAAUGUGUAUAAAGCUAUACAACCUUUA
This is a messenger RNA of Hemicordylus capensis (graceful crag lizard), 4410 nucleotides long. RefSeq names its product lipid droplet associated hydrolase (gene LDAH). The record is from RefSeq and is a predicted model, not a curated record. Gene Ontology annotation, biological process: lipid storage. Gene Ontology annotation, cellular component: lipid droplet. The transcript has 5 exons. The coding region runs from base 414 to 1505 and encodes 363 amino acids. NCBI's taxonomy places the organism in Eukaryota, Metazoa, Chordata, Lepidosauria, Squamata, Cordylidae. Gene Ontology annotation, molecular function: lipase activity.